This is a messenger RNA of Colossoma macropomum (tambaqui), 4154 nucleotides long. It is a transcript of the gene aclyb, whose product is annotated as ATP citrate lyase b. The record is from RefSeq and is a predicted model, not a curated record. NCBI's taxonomy places the organism in Eukaryota, Metazoa, Chordata, Actinopteri, Characiformes, Serrasalmidae. Gene Ontology annotation, cellular component: cytosol. The coding region runs from base 158 to 3523 and encodes 1121 amino acids. The transcript is spliced from 30 exons. Gene Ontology annotation, molecular function: ATP citrate synthase activity. Gene Ontology annotation, biological process: fatty acid biosynthetic process; citrate metabolic process; tricarboxylic acid cycle.
UGAUGAGGUGAGGGACAGGCUGAGGGAGCGAGCUCAGUAACUCAGCGGCCGUGUUUCGUGUUGGGACACGGCGAGCAAGUCAGUGUCGGGCAUUAAACAAAGCAGCUGGAAUAGUUUACUUCUCUCUAUCUGCGAGGGCCGCUGUGACUGAGGCGUGAUGUCUGCCAAAGCCAUCUCAGAGCAGACGGGGAAAGAGUUCCUGUAUAAAUACAUCUGCACCACGGCUGCCGUGCAGAACCGCUUCCGUUACGCCACAGUCACCUCCGAGACUGAUUGGGAACGUCUCACACAGGAUCACCCGUGGCUCCUCACUGAGCGACUAGUGGUGAAGCCUGAUCAGCUGAUUAAGAGACGGGGGAAGCUGGGAUUGGUGGGUGUGGACCUGGACCUGCAGGGUGUCCAGGAAUGGCUGAAACCACGCCUGAUGAGAGAAACCACAGUGGGCAAGGCAAAGGGCAUCCUUAAGAACUUCCUCAUUGAGCCAUUCGUGCCCCACUCACAGGAGGAGGAGUUUUAUGUGUGUAUUUACGCCAUGCGGGAGGGCGAUUACGUACUGUUUCAUCAUGAGGGUGGCAUGGAGGUUGGAGAUGUGGACUCCAAAGCGCAGCGACUGCUGGUGGGCGUGGAUGAGAAGCUCACUGAGGACGCAGUUGCUGAGCAACUGCUGGCACACGUUCCAGAUGAGAAGAAGCAGGUUCUGGCCAGUUUCAUUGUGGGACUCUUUAACCUGUAUGAGGAUUUGUACUUCACAUACCUCGAAAUUAACCCGCUCGUCGUCAAUGAAGAGGGUGUGUACGUUCUGGACAUGGCCGCUAAAAUCGAUGCCACAGCUGACUUCAUCUGUAAGCCUAAAUGGGGCGACGUGGAGUUUCCUCCUCCGUUUGGAAGAGAGGCUUACCCUGAGGAGGCCUACAUAGCAGACUUGGAUGCUAAGAGUGGUGCUAGUCUCAAACUGACUCUGCUGAAUCCUAGAGGACGCAUCUGGACCAUGGUUGCAGGAGGAGGUGCAUCGGUGGUCUACAGUGACACCAUAUGUGAUCUGGGUGGAGUGGAUGAGCUGGCAAACUACGGGGAAUACUCCGGCGCUCCCAGUGAACAACAGACGUAUGACUAUGCCAAGACCAUACUCUCACUCAUGACCCGUGAGAAACACCCUGAUGGAAAAGUAUUAAUCAUCGGUGGAAGUAUUGCUAACUUCACCAACGUAGCAGCUACCUUUAAAGGCAUUGUCCGAGCCAUUAAAGACUACCAGGGCCCUCUGAAAGAGCAUGAGGUUACCAUCUUCGUCCGUCGUGGAGGGCCGAAUUAUCAGGAGGGGCUCAGGGUAAUGGGAGAAGUCGGAAAGACCACUGGGAUUCCCAUUCAUGUCUUUGGCACAGAGACCCACAUGACUGCCAUUGUUGGCAUGGCACUCGGCCAUCGACCAAUCCCCAACCAGCCUCCAGUUGCCGCCCACACAGCCAACUUCUUGUUGAACUCCAGUAGCAGUGCUGCAACUCCAGCAACAACCAGAACCGCAUCGUUCUCUGAGCACAAACUGACCAAUGAUGUCACACCUGCUAAGAAAGCCAAGCCAGGAGGUCCAGCAGCUUCCUCUUUUUAUCAUUCUUGGCCCAUGAAGAAUAUGUUCAGUGCAAGUGUCCAAGAACUACAGAGCACAGCAGACAGGAGUGGAGCUAAAGCCACCACUCUGUUCAGUAACCACACUAAAUCUAUAGUGUGGGGCAUGCAGACUCGGGCAGUGCAGGGUAUGCUGGACUUUGACUAUGUGUGCUCUCGAGAGGAGCCCUCAGUAGCAGCCAUGGUCUACCCUUUCACUGGUGACCACAAGCAGAAGUUCUACUGGGGUCAUAAGGAGAUCUUGUUGCCAGUCUAUAAGAACAUGGCUGAGGCCAUGAAGAAGCACCCGGAAGUGGACGUCCUGAUCAGCUUUGCAUCUCUCCGCUCUGCGUACGACAGCACCAUGGAAACCAUGCAGUACCCACAGAUCCACACUAUAGCCAUCAUCGCUGAAGGCAUUCCUGAAGCACUGACACGUAAACUGAUCAAGACCGCAGAUGAGAAAGGAGUCACCAUCAUCGGGCCUGCAACAGUUGGUGGUAUAAAGCCAGGCUGCUUUAAGAUUGGUAACACAGGAGGGAUGCUGGACAACAUUCUGGCAUCGAAACUGUACCGGCCAGGCAGCGUGGCGUAUGUGUCCCGAUCCGGAGGCAUGUCUAACGAGCUCAACAACAUCAUCUCCCGCACCACAGAUGGGGUGUACGAGGGUGUGGCCAUCGGAGGAGACCGUUACCCUGGUUCUACGUUCAUGGACCACGUUCUGCGUUACCAGGACACUCCUGGAGUGAAGAUGAUCGUAGUGCUCGGGGAGAUUGGAGGCACUGAAGAGUAUAAGAUCUGCGAGGGUGUUAAAGAGGGCAGGAUCACUAAGCCUGUGGUCUGCUGGUGUAUUGGCACAUGUGCCACUAUGUUCUCCUCUGAGGUGCAGUUUGGUCAUGCGGGAGCGUGUGCGAAUCAGGCGUCGGAGACGGCUGUGGCUAAAAACCAGGCACUGCGGGAAGCCGGUGUGUUUGUGCCCAAGAGCUUCGAUGAGCUGGGAGAUGUUAUCAGGUCGGUGUAUGAUGACCUGGUAGCGAAUGGGGUUAUUAUUCCAGCUCAGGAGGUUCCGCCUCCAACAGUGCCAAUGGACUACUCCUGGGCCAGGGAGCUUGGUCUGAUCCGUAAGCCAGCGUCCUUCAUGACGAGUAUCUGCGAUGAGCGAGGUCAGGAGCUGAUCUAUGCUGGCAUGCCCAUCACUGAGGUCUUUAAAGAGGAGAUGGGCUUGGGAGGAGUCCUCGGGCUGCUCUGGUUCCAGAGGAGGUUACCUCGCUAUGCGUGUCAGUUCAUUGAGAUGUGUCUGAUGGUGACGGCAGAUCACGGCCCUGCAGUGUCAGGAGCCCACAACACCAUUGUGUGUGCACGUGCAGGAAAAGACCUCGUCUCCAGCCUCACCUCUGGCCUGCUUACCAUUGGGGACCGAUUCGGUGGAGCUUUGGAUGCAGCUGCUAAGCAGUUCAGUAAAGCCUUUGACAGCGGCAUGCUGCCCAUGGAGUUUGUAAACAAGAUGAAGAAAGAUGGCAAACUCAUCAUGGGCAUCGGACACAGAGUGAAAUCAAUCAAUAACCCUGACAUGAGGGUGCAGAUCCUGAAGGACUUCGUGAAACAGCACUUUCCUGCUACACAGCUGCUGGAUUAUGCCCUCGAUGUGGAGAAAAUCACCACCUCAAAGAAGCCCAACCUGAUCCUAAACGUAGAUGGUUUGAUUGGCGUAGCUUUUGUGGAUCUACUAAGAACGUGUGGAGGAUUCACUCGAGAUGAAGCAGACGAGUUUGUGGAAAUUGGAGCCCUUAACGGGAUCUUUGUUCUAGGACGCAGCAUGGGCUUUAUCGGUCACUACCUGGACCAGAAGCGGCUGAAACAAGGCCUCUACCGCCACCCAUGGGACGACAUCUCCUACGUUCUUCCUGAGCACAUGUCCAUGUGACCUCCUCGCUAGGGAAACGACCCUGUACGGACGGAGACUGGCCAUCCUUGCAGCAACUUACUUCUUUUCCUGCUCUUUCUGUCUUCUGCACAACAAAACUAACCUGUUUUUGGAAAACCUGGAUUGGAAACUGUGGGUGGAGGGUCUAAGGAACAUGUAGAAAGGGAGAAGCUGUUAUUAUUAUUAUUAUUAUUAUUAUUAUUAUUAUGAGUAAAAAAACAAAUAAAAUAAAAAUAAGAAACCUUUUUAUUUAAUUUCUGAACUGUGGAAGGGAUCUGCAGCACCUCUAUGGAUUCAGUUACAAUGAAGUUACAAGACACUUACCUAUUUUUAUUCAUCAAGUCAGUCGUAUUAGGUGCAGGAAGGGCGUUAAAGUACAAAUCAUCAUAACCCACCGUAGAGGUACUGAAAGAAGGAUUUUGAUUGCCAAGCUAAUGUUAUAGCAGCACAAUGACAAACAUUUUCUUUUGACUAAUGUCUUUCAGUUAACACUAAGAUACACCUGCGAUUUGCUUAAAGAAAUAAAGCUAGUGAUGUAGGAGGAUUGUUACAUAGAAGGUACUAUGGAAUCAGCAAGGUUAUUUGGGACUCAAGGCCUAUGGCUUGCUGCGUCUGCUUAUGUGACCUUUUU